Triplophysa dalaica is the source of this 1363-nucleotide messenger RNA. RefSeq names its product ribosome biogenesis regulator 1 homolog (gene rrs1). The coding region runs from base 28 to 1074 and encodes 348 amino acids. The transcript has a single exon. Gene Ontology annotation, biological process: ribosomal large subunit export from nucleus; ribosomal large subunit biogenesis; endonucleolytic cleavage in ITS1 to separate SSU-rRNA from 5.8S rRNA and LSU-rRNA from tricistronic rRNA transcript (SSU-rRNA, 5.8S rRNA, LSU-rRNA). Gene Ontology annotation, molecular function: protein binding. NCBI's taxonomy places the organism in Eukaryota, Metazoa, Chordata, Actinopteri, Cypriniformes, Nemacheilidae. Gene Ontology annotation, cellular component: nucleus; preribosome, large subunit precursor; nucleolus. The record is from RefSeq and is a predicted model, not a curated record.
AAAGCACAUGUGAGAAUACCAGGCAACAUGGCUUCGUGCAGUAUAGAAGACGUGCUUGCUAAGGCUGAGAAAGAUGAGGCCGAAAAGCUCAAAAGUAUUACAGUUCAAAAGGAUUUGGAUCUCGAAUUUGAUCCGGGUCAUUUACUUGCGUUUGAUAAGAACCGGAUAGACACGCGGGAAUUUAAAGGAAACAACCGGGAGGAUCUUCUUCGGUCUUUGGCAAGAGAAAACACGCAACUGCUCAUCAACGAGUUAUGGAAACUUCCAACAGAGAGAGUUAAAGACGUGAUCGUGGCCAAACUCCCAGAGCCGACCACUCCUCUGCCCAGAGAAAAGCCUCCACCUAAACCAAAGCCUCCUACAAAAUGGGAGCAGUUUGCGAAGCUGAAAGGCAUUCAGAAGAAGAAGAAGACCAACUUGGUGUGGGAUGAAGUUCACAAGGAAUGGAAAAGGCGAUGGGGGUACAAACGUGCCAAAGAUGACACCAAGGAAUGGUUGAUAGAGGUGCCGGAGAAUGCAGAUCCCAAGGAAGACCAGUUUGCAAAGAAGAACAUGGCCAAGAAGGAGAGGGUGGCGAAAAACGAAUUCAACAGACUCAAAAACAUUGCCAGAGCUCAGAAGAUCAAGGUGCCAGGCAUGGGCCUCGCACCCACAUCUCGUCAAUCGAAAUCAGAGCUGGCACAAGCUGCGAGCGUUGCAAAGAUAUCCAACGCCUCUGUUGGUAAAUUUCAGGAGAACCUGCCCAAGGAGAAGACACCCAGAAAUACUGGGAAAAGGAGAAAGUUCCAGCCUGUCAUUGGUGACUUUAGUGGCGAGAGGCAAAAACAGCUGGAUUUAUUGAAACUAAUGGGCAGCAAAAAGCCACGUCUUGACAUCACCAAAGCAGUCAAUAAACAAAUGAGGGAAGAGGACAUGGACUCAUCUGAAAAGAAGAAGAAAGGGCCUGGAAAGAAGGGGCGCAAAGGAAACAUGUCUGGUAAAGGAAAGGGUAACUUUAAAGGCAGGGCUGGUGGAAAAGGAAAGGUUCCUAAAGGUAAAGGCCGCAAACCGCCCACAAAACAAGGAAAGCGCUAAAACGUCAAGCACAGUGGACUCAAGAACUCAUUUAAUAAAAUACAUGUAUGUAAUGUACCAACCCAUGUGACAGAAGUCCCUCAUGGUGCUUUGGUCCUGGACUUGGAUUUUACAGUAUUGCACAAUAUGUUUAAGCAGAUUUUCAUGUUGCUAUUGUUCUGUAAAAAGUUCAAAAUGUACAAUUGUCAAUGUUGUGCUGAAAAAAGAGUAAUUGAUAACCCCCAAAUGUGUAAUUUAAUUUCACUGUUUCAUAAAGUGUGUUUGCAAUAAAUUUAAAGCAGUAAAAUCA